GCCUGUGAUGCCGGGCCUGGUAUCCGCAGUUUGGGCACUUGAGUGCAGGUGCUUCGAGGCCAGAGUAUAAAGGGCUGUUCUACAGGUAGAUCCCUACAGGUAGAUCCGACCGCUCUUCCAAGAAGACAGCAACGAGACUGGGAUGACUUCAGAACAAGACUGCGGUGGGAAUCUUCGGCCCGAACUGCGUGAAAUCAUCCAAUCUCUUUUGGAUGCGGUUGGCUACGUCUCGCCUCGCGAGAAGAUGGAGCCCACAAACUUGAUUGAGCGCAUCCGCAACGCUUUGAACGUGAAGAUCAGAAGCAGCUACCGAGGGACGGAGGAUUGUGACCUAGAUGUGGAUUCGAUCUCAAAGAAGGCGGCCUCAGUCGUUGAGUUCUUCUACUUUGACCAUGGCUUCGAGCAAAAGAUGUCGUUCGGGCUAUAUGCCUGGUGCGUCAGCUGGCAUUUGCGUCGCUGUAACUAGGGUUCACCUCAGUUACCACCGCCAACCCCCCAUAUAGACCCCGCGGGGGUACAGGGGGCAGCUGGCCAUUUUGGG
This is a messenger RNA of Mycena citricolor, 541 nucleotides long. NCBI's taxonomy places the organism in Eukaryota, Fungi, Basidiomycota, Agaricomycetes, Agaricales, Mycenaceae. The record is from the annotation of a GenBank genome assembly.